Molecule: messenger RNA, 1557 nt
Organism: Protopolystoma xenopodis
Lineage: Eukaryota; Metazoa; Platyhelminthes; Monogenea; Polystomatidea; Polystomatidae
Source: the annotation of a GenBank genome assembly
AUGUAUCGUGAAUGGUUCGGCAUCCUCUUCCAUUCGCUCACAGCGGCACCCAAAGGCUCGUCUCCAGUGCGUCCAGACAGUCGAUGCUCUGUUCGCCGGUUUUCCACCAGCCCAAGCUGUCAGGAGGUGCUCUUGCCUUGGCAACCUCUCGAGGAGAUCGCUGGCCGGCCUCCACCUGCCGGCAACCCCGUGGUUGCCCGGGCGACCGGUGACCCCGUGGAGGCUGGCCGAAGGGUGAAAGUGGCUACGGUGGCUGGUUCGAGUCUCGCCAUUCUUCAGCCCGUCCCAGUCGAGUUCAGUCUCCGAGGUGGAGUCUCCUCAACCAGGCCCUACAGGCGAGUUGGCGACCGCAUCCGGCACGGCCUGAAGAUGAUUCUGUAUGAAUCGGGCCCGGCCAGUCUAUGUCAAAGUGCCUGUCGGUUGCUGACCGAGCCACAAGCGACCAGCAGUUGGUCACAGGCUUGGCCGAUCCCCUUUGCUCUCUUCAUCGCCAACCCGGCAUCUCCGGGGCUCUAUUAUUCCACUGGCGGGUAUUUGAUCUGUGUCUGCUUGCACUUUUCUCUUUCGACAUGUCCGUACAUCGUGUCCGGAUCCUGCAUUUUGGCUUCUUUGCGCUCAUGUACGGUCGAGCCGGCCUGUGAGAUCGGCGCUGGUCCCAGCACUGUUUUCGGGCCUACCGGAAACGGGACAAGUGAAACUGUGCCUUCAGCUUCGACCGACAUUUUAUGGGGUGGUGAUGGUGGUGGGGAGAGGCGUAUGAAAUGGAUGAACCAGAAACCGAUGGCUCUUGCUCUCUCGCAAACAAAACACAACACAACACAACACAACACAACGCAACACAACGCAAACGGGGCCAUAAAGACAGACCACGGGCCUGCCACACGCCCGGCUAGUGUGACACGCCGGUCUCUUGGCAGCAGCGAGACAACAACUUCAUGCCACCAGCUUCGUCUGUCUCCGGCCUUCACCCCUGCCCUCACACUCAACUCGAGACGCGCUUCUUUUCGCCUCUUGCCUCGCGCGCCUCUUCUCACCUCCUCGCUCCCUCUUACAUGCACACACACACACACACAAACACACACACACACACACGCACACAAUAAAGCAAACCUAGCCACAGUUGUACGGCCCCGCCUUCUCAAUAUUUCGACCAGUCAAGGAGAGAUGUCGGUGGUAUGGGCUGAGAGAGAGAGAGAGAGAGAGAGAGAGCGAGGUAGAAGGAGGGGCGAGAGAAUGAAAGAGAGCAAGAGAGAGAGUAAUAUGCUUAUUGGCCCGACUACAAGCAGUAUUUCUGUCGAAAAAUUCGCGCAUCCCUCAAAUAACCAGACUCUCUUUGGCUCUACCAACCGGAAAAAAGCUGUCUUCGUUGUCACCUCGGAGGCUUGCGUCGUGUCGCGUCGCAAUCAGCGCUUCUUGUCUGUCCGAAAUAGUCUCGUGCCGAAACACCUUCACAGCUCAGCUUUAGCCGCAUCUUCUCGUCGUGGUACCUCGACCCUCGAGACGCUACUCUGCCCACGCCGCGGCAGGAGAAAUGGCCAGCGAAAAAGGGUUCUUUGA